Indicator indicator is the source of this 2154-nucleotide messenger RNA. RefSeq names its product mitotic arrest deficient 1 like 1 (gene MAD1L1). Lineage: Eukaryota; Metazoa; Chordata; Aves; Piciformes; Indicatoridae. The record is from RefSeq and is a predicted model, not a curated record. Gene Ontology annotation, cellular component: nuclear envelope; mitotic spindle; kinetochore. The transcript is spliced from 17 exons. Gene Ontology annotation, biological process: mitotic spindle assembly checkpoint signaling; attachment of mitotic spindle microtubules to kinetochore. Bases 1 to 2154 code for a protein of 717 amino acids.
AUGGAGGACUUGCAAGACAAUACCACUGUCUUUUCCACCCUGAGAUCCCUCAACAACUUCAUUUCACAGCGUAUGGAGGGGGUGUCUGGGGUGGCUAUGCCAGGUUCAUCUCAAAGCUCCUUACAGAUUCAGUACCAGCAGAGGAUGCAGUUGGAAGAACAAGCUGGGCAGAUCCACUCCAAAUCCCAGCUCCUGCAAGUGGAACGGGAGAAGAUGCAGAUGGAGCUUAGCCACAAACGAGCUCGCAUUGAGCUAGAGAAGGCAGCUAAUACCAAUGCCAGAAACUAUGAGCGAGAGGCUGACCGUAACCAGGAGCUGCUCACACGCAUAAAGCAGUAUCAGGAAAGGGAAACAGAAGCUGAAAAUAAACUGAAAGAACAAAUGGAGAUGAACAAAUCCUACAAGAAGAGCAUGGAGACAAUGAGUAAGAAGCUGCAAGAGAAGGAGAGCAAAUUAGCUGAAGCUAAUGAAACAAUCGCCAUAUUAAAAGGGAAAAUAUCUGAGCUGCAGUGGAAUAUAAUGAAUCAAGAGAUGCAGAUGACAAGCCAAGACUCUCAGAAGCAGGAACUGAUGGAACAGCUGGAUGUUCAACAGAAAAAAUGGCAAGAGGCCAGUCAACAAAUCCAGACAUUGCAAGCAAGCCAAUCCCUCCUGACAGAAUAUGAGCAGAAGAUUAAGGAUCUGGAGCAGAAGUUCUCCCAGCAGGAACAUGAUGCUCUAAUUGUCAAGAACAUGAAAGCAGAGCUGGCCCGUUUCCCAAAAAUGGAGUGGGAAUUGCGCCAACUCAGGGAGGAAAAUGCCUACUUCAGGGAAAUGAAAGAAAACAACGGACUGCUUAAAGAGGAGGUAGAAGGUCUCCAAAGAAAACUGGAGCGCUAUGAGAAAGUCCAAGCGCAGCUAGUGGCCCUUGAAUUGGAAAAUGAGAAACUUCUGGGGAGAUUAAAAAGCUGGGAGAAACUGGACCAGAGUACUGGCUUGAAUAUCAGGACACCUGAUGAUCUCUCAAGGCAAAUUGUGGCCCUGCAGCAAAGGGAGCUUGUGCUGAAAGAUCAGAACUCUACUGUCACAAACAGUGCACGAAUCCUGGAGAAGGCCCGGCAGCAGCUGCAGGAGGAAAUGCUACGGAUUCAGAGCCAGCUCUUGGACGAGAAGAAGAAACGUGAGCAGCAUGAAGCGCUGGUCAGGAGGCUGCAGAAACGUGUACUGCUGCUCACCAAGGAGCGUGAUGGGAUGCGCGCCAUCCUGGAGUCGUACGACAGCGAGCUGACCCCUGCCGAGCACUCGCCCCAGCUGAGCCGGCGCAUGCGGGAGGCCGAGGAGAUGCUGCAGAAGCUGCAUGCUCAUAACGCCGAGCUGGAGGCUCAGCUGUCACAAGUUCUGGAAGAAGUGGGAACUCACAAGCAAAGAGCAGAGAUGCUGGAGGUGGAGAUGAAGGUCCUGAAGUCUCAAGAGUGCACAGCUGAGCAAAGUACCAUCAUCACCAAGGAGGAGGUUGACACACUCAGGCUGAAAAUUGAGGAGCUGGAAGCUGAACGCAGUAAGCUGGAAGAGGAGAACAGAUCUCUGGAAAUGAAACUGGAGAAGCUAACUCUGCAGGGCGACUAUGACCCCAGCAGAACCAAAGUUCUCCAUUUCAGCAUGAACCCAGCGAGCUUGGCCAAGCAGCAGCGCAAGGAGGAACAGCAGCACCUCCAGGAGGAGUGUGAAAGGCUGAGGGAGAUGCUGAGGGCGGUUGAAGGAGGCGGCUCCAUCCCUGGGAAUCUGGAAGGAGUUGGAAGUUUUCAGUCACCACAAGAAAUUGCAGAGCUGAAGAAGCAAGUGGAAAGUGCAGAACUGAAAAACCAGCGUCUGAAAGAAGUUUUCCAGACCAAGAUCCAGGAGUUUCGCAAAGUGUGCUACUCACUAACAGGCUACCAGAUCGACAUCACCACCGAGAACCAGUAUCGGCUCACCUCCAUCUACGCCGAGCACCAGGGGGACUGCCUGCUUUUUAAGGCCUCUGGCUCCUCGGGUGGGAAAAUGCAGCUUCUGGAAAACGAAUUCUCCCGAACCGUCCGGGAGCUGAUCGAGCUCCACCUGCUGCGCCAGGACAGCAUCCCAGCCUUCCUCAGCGCCCUCACCCUCGACCUCUUCAGCCGCCAGACCAUCGCUUAG